Molecule: messenger RNA, 6297 nt
Organism: Cuscuta europaea
Lineage: Eukaryota; Viridiplantae; Streptophyta; Magnoliopsida; Solanales; Convolvulaceae
Source: the annotation of a GenBank genome assembly
GAAAGAUUGAAUUUUUUCCGUUAGCUCCAGCUUCUCUCUACGAAAUCCGUACACUUCUUCUUCUCCAUUGCGUUUUUUGUUCGUUCUUGUUUUCUUCCUUGGAUUUUUGGGUGUUUGAGCUCGAACAUUAACUGUAAUACAUCUUCCUUUCCUUAGGGGUGUAUUAUCUUUAAUUUUUUAGCUCAAAACCUGAAGUCUUUGGAGGGCUGGAGCAACAUUUUUCGCACAAACACUAUUCAUACACGAAAAACUCUUUCUUAGAUCCCAAAGCCUCCUUUUGAGCUAAGAUGAUUCUGGAUAUGGGGUGAGAAUCGCCUCUCCUUGGCGCACCACAUACUCUAAUCUUAGCUUCAUCCCCCCUAUCCGUACAAUCAACUUUGUGACCGUUUGUACGGACAUUUACUCCAUUAGUACGGACAACAAGCUCAAAGAAGAAAAGAAGAAAACAAACUUGGUCUUUGAAGGACUCUUGGAGGCGUUUUGUGCUUACAACGUCCUUGGAUGCUCACCUUGACCUUGGAUAGCUUGGGACACACCUCCUAGCUAUGGUCAACACUCGGAAGCUUGCCAAGGCAGUGUCUCCCAUCGCUCCUAUGACCGGGAAAAACAAAUUGAAGUCAGUUAAGAAACUCCAAGCUCAACACAUGGAAGCUAAGAUGUUGGAUGAAAUGGAGAAGAAGAUAUCCUCUACCGAAGGAGACGAGGAGGUUACCAGUGAGUUGAGGUCAGAAAAUACCAAAAACAAGGGGGCCAGCAACACUAAGCAACCACCUACCCAAGAUGUGGCAAAUGACAACACAAACAACAACAUAAAGGUAACUUCUUUGGACACCAAUAUUGUGUGCGAAAAUGAUGAUGUAUUAGCGUUGGAAAAAGUUGGUGGGGGGUCUGUAUUACAGAAUGAAAUAGGUAUUUUGGCUGUUGGAAACAUUAAAGAGGUCCCUCACCAAUCCAUUAAUGAAGAAAUUGUGCAAAAUGAGGGCUGUUUGGCCGAGAUAGUGAAGACUACAAAUGCUAGUGUGGAGGCUGUUUUGGAGGCUGUUUUGGAGGGGGGUUUUGAUGACCAACCUUUGGGGGUUGUUAGCCCCAUUAAUGUGGUUACUCCUACACCCAUUAAUGAGACCACACCCUCGGAUUUGGAGCAAGAUAGGGCAAUUGAAAAAGAAAAAAACGUUGAGGUUGAAAAGGAACCAUGUGAAGAUGAUGUCUAUCUUAAGGCCAUAAAUAGGACCAAGAAAUUGAGUACUAAUGGAGAUGCUUCUACCUCUCAAGGCACCAAACAAACUGUCCAAGCUGCCCCUAAACCAUGGUCCUCCUUAUUUACUAAUAAUAGGGAAUCAUCCCAAGGAAUGAAACUUACUUACAUCCCACCUACCGGAGAUAUGGUUGACCUUUCUAACUACACACUUCACUCCAUGGUGGAGCUAUGGGGGUACUGUUUGGUUGACUACUUUGUAGGGGUGUUUCCCGGACCUAGGGCAGUCAACGCUAUGAUCCAAAAAUGGGGGGUUCCUUGCAAAGCUAGACCGCAUAGGAAAGGAUGGAUUAUCUUCAAGUUCCAAAGGGAGGCGGAUAGGGAUCAAGUCCUUCUAGAUGGACCUCAUUCCAUCUAUGGGAAAAUGUGCUACUUGAAAGUCCUUGAUGAUAACUUCUCAACACAUAGUGAUGAAUUCCUCAAAGUGCCUAUAUGGGUCAAAUUUCAUGGGCUGCCCAUGAGGGCUUGGAUAGAGGAUAUCCUAAGUGCCGUGGCUUCUAGAGUGGGUAAACCAUUGGCUACGGAUAGGGUGACACAAGAGAAAGCUAGAUCUUCAUAUGCUCGUGUUCUAAUUGAAGUAGAUGCGGCCAAGCCCCCUCCACUCCAAUUUGAUGUCAAACUUCCAUCCGGGGAGAUCUAUAGCCAAGGCGUAGUGUAUGAGACCUUUCCAAACUAUUGUUAUCAUUGCAAGAUGUUCGGCCAUCACCCCUUCACAUGUAAAACACUCCAUGACUUGGAAAGGAAAGAAAGAGGAGAAGAAGUACCCCCCCAAGAACCAAGGAAAAACACUACAUUUCAAAUAGAAGAACAAAGAAGGCAAAUCUAUACUAUCAAAGCUAAGAAUAGAUGCUAUCAUGAGGAGCAUCCAAAGGCCGAGACCACCAAGAGCAGCCAUGACCAGCCCGUGGCAGAAUGUUUGGAAAGAGAAGAGGGGGAGAUCAUUGAAGAGGAAGCCACAAUCUUAGAAGAAAACCCCCUUGCCUUGAUCUUGGCUACACCUAACAUUGAAACGGAAGAACAAAAAGAAGAAGAACUAGUGGAUGAGCUUGACAAAAUCAUGGCUAACAAAGAAGAGGAGCAAGGGACAUCAAAGGAAGAGAAGGAGGAUGUUGAUUUGGAAGUAAGAAUUAUCAAUGAUAUCCGAGAUAGCUACCAUGAUGAUGUGGUCAUUCAAGUAGAUUUCAUUGAAGGGAAACCUCCCAAUCUUCACAUGGCCCACAUGAAUGAGCUAGAACUAACCAUGAAGCCGGGGGGAAAGCUUGUGAGACUUGAUAAUUGGUUCUCAAUCACCGAUGACUUGGAUGCACCUGGGAUUACAUUCACUAAAGCUUGCCUAGAGGGGCUGCCUGGGGUGAUCCAAAUAGAGGACGGGUAUGCUUUUGAUGCUUUCUUUAUGCGUAAUAUUCAUCAUCUUUUUCUUGGUAGGUAUUUUAGCGAAAAUGGCCUUCAAGGCAACACAUGGAAGAAAAGGCCAUGGCAAGGAAGGAAAAAGAGGAUCAAGGAUGAUGGGGGAACCAACUCAAUUGUUUAAUGAUCAUUACGGCAUGGAACAUAAGAAACCUUAAUAAGGUCUCAAAACAAUCUCUUAUCUUUAAUUUUAUUCGUGCUCAUAAUGUACAUAUGUGUUGUUUGCUUGAAACUAAAAUGUCUACUUCUAAUUUUGAAAAACUUAAGGAAAAUAGAUGGCCACUAUGGUCUUCUAUUACAAAUUUUGAUACUAUAGAUGGUGGCCGCAUGGCCCUUAUGUGGAAUACGAACUAUGUUGAAAUAGAUGUGCUUGAAAUUGACAAACAACAUAUUCAUUGCAAAUGUGUGUGUAAGACUACACAAUUGAAUUUUAUGGUUACUUUUGUUUAUGCCUUGUACUCGGUGGGGGUGAGGAGAACCCUUUGGGAUCACGUUACCAAUUUGGGAUCUACCAUAAGUAGUCCUUGGCUAGUUAUGGGGGAUUUCAAUGGUGUUUCUUCCCCUAGUGAAAGGAUUGGCCCCACACCACCCUCGGCUUAUUACUUACAAGACUUAGUUGACUUCAAGCUUAAUGCAAACCUUAUUGACACUCCUUCCACCGGUGAAUUCUUCACUUGGAAUAGGGGUUCACUUUGGGCUAAGUUGGAUAGAGUUUUAAUGAAUUCUUUUUGGAAUACUAAUGGUAUCACUUGCAAAACACAUUUUCAUGAUAUGGAGGUGGAAUGUGACCAUGUUGCACCAUUGGUUACUUUCGGCCAUAACCCCCCCUUGGGGUCAAAACCCUUCAAAUUUUUCAACAUGUGGCUUAAACAUGAGUCUUUUCCCUCUAUACUUCAUGAGAAUUGGUUUAUGUAUGUAAUGGGCAAUGCUCAAUUUCGGUUAGUUUCGAAACUCCAAGCUCUUAAGAAACCACUCAAGGAACUUAACAAGAAUACUUUUGCUCAUAUUUCUUCUAAGGUAAAGGACUCAAAGAAAGAAUUUAACAGAUUACAUAGUCUUCUCUUACUUUCCCCUUUGGAUGAUACCUUAAAGAAUGAUGUCCAAGUAGCUAAGAAGAGAGUGCUUUUUCUUAAAAUGGCUGAGGAUGCUUUUUAUAGGCAAAAAGCAAAGGGUAUUCAUUUGAUCCAAGGGGAUAGAUGUACCAAAUACUUCCACUCUAUUGUGAAGAAGAGGGCUGCCAAGAACUCCAUUACGACUUUAAAUCUAGCCAAUGGGGAACUAACUACCUCUAUGGAUCAAGUUGCUAAGGAAUUUGAGAAUUUUUAUGUCAAUUUGUUUGGAACCCCGGUAAGUUGUCCUCCAAUUGAGCCUAGCAUAAUUACAUCCGGGACAUGUCUAGGUACGGACCAAGCUUUAGGGCUGAUUUCCCCCGUUUUAGACAUUGAGAUUAAAAAUGCUAUGUUUGAUAUUGGGGAUGACAAGGCCCCGGGGCCGGAUGGUUUUACCUCUGCCUUUUUAAAGAAAAUUGGUCAAUUGUUGGGGAAGAUGUGGUUGACGCCGUGAGGGGCUUCUUUGAGUCUGGCAGGUUAUUAAAGCAAAUUAAUCACACGAUUAUUGCUUUAAUCCCUAAAACCUCACACUCCCCCACACCUGCUGAUUUUAGACCAAUUGCAUGUACAAAUGUUCUUUAUAAGGUCAUUACUAAAGUCAUUGCUAAUAGAAUGAUUCCAUGUUUACCGGGGCUAAUUGACCAUGCCCAGGGGGCUUUUGUAGAUGGGAGGCUUAUGAUGGAUAACAUUUUCCUUGCACAGGAAUUGGUAAAGGGGUACACUAGGAAGCAUUGCUCCCCCAGGUGUAUGAUUAAGGUGGACCUCAGGAAAGCCUAUGACACCAUUUCUUGGGACUUUCUUUAUAGUGUACUCCUUAACAUUGGUUUUCCUUUACAAUUUGUUAAAUGGAUUAUGGAAUGUGUCUCUACCGCUUCCUUUUCUAUCUCCAUCAAUGGAACAUUACAUGGUUUUUUUAGAGGGAAGAGGGGAUUAAGACAAGGUGAUCUUAUGUCCCCACUCCUAUUUGUUUUAUGUUUGGAAUAUUUGUCAAGGUUGUUAAACUUGAGAACUACAUCUGAUUUUAACUUUCAUCCCAAGUGUGGUAGCUUAAAGAUUUCACAUCUUGCCUAUGCUGAUGACCUUAUGUUGUUUUGUAGAGGUGAUACAUAUUCUGUUAAAGUUUUGAUUGAUGCAUUGAAUGAGUUUGGGGAGGUAUCAGGGUUAAGAGUUAACUUUGACAAAUCUAAUAUUUUCUUGGGAGGUGUUAGAGACCAUGACCUUACGGCCAUACUUGACUUGGUGGACUUCAAAGUUGGAGCCUUCCCUGUCAAGUACCUCGGCAUUCCCCUCUCCCCCCUUAAACUAGCUAUAGCUGAAUAUGCCCCCCUUUUGGAAAAGAUCUCUGAUUAUCUCAGCUCAUGGAACACCAAGACAUUGUCAUAUGCUGGUAGAACUGAAUUGAUUAAAUCUGUUAUUCAGGGAGUACAUUCUUUUUGGUUACAGGUGUUUCCUAUACCCCAAGCCAUCCUUGAUAGAGUGGUCUCAAUUUGUCGUAUUUUCUUUUGGGGAUGCAUAUUUGCCAGAGUUGCUUGGGCAGAUAUGUGUCUCCCAAAGGAGGAGGGGAGCUUGGGUAUAAGACAUACUAAAACUUGGAAUAAUGCUUUACUCUCUAAGACCCUUUGGGAUAUUCACCUUAAACGAGACACACUUUGGGAGAAAUGGGUGCAUGGAGUCUAUCUUAAAGGUAGAUGUGUGUGGGAAUUUUCCCCACACACUAGGGACUCCCAGCUUACUAAGAAGCUACGGCUGAUCCGAGACAUCCUUGUCUCAAAAUAUGACUCCAUUGAGACCACAAUAGCAGCCCUCUCUAAGAUGGUUACAAAUGGGAAACUGUGCUCUUCAAAUGUGUAUGACUUGAUUAGAGUUAAGGGCACUAAACAGGUGUGGAUGCCCUUUAUUUGGAAAGCUUACAUACCUCCUAAGUUCUCAUUCAUUGCAUGGCUUGCCUUCCACAACCGCCUUGCAACGUAUGAUAAUCUUAGUAGGCUUGAUGUGAUUAACAUUUGCCCAUUUUGCAAGGGUGAACCGGAGACGGUGCCACACCUUUUCUUUGGUUGUCAAUUUACAGGCACAGUUUGGAGCAAAGUAAGAGCAUGGAUUGGAAUACCUAGACAAAUGUCUACUCUGGAAAGCUCAGUUAAGUGGAUUAGGAAGGAGCAUGCAGGUGCGGGGAUCAAGGCCAAGGAAGUCAGAAUUGCAUUCAUCUAUACUAUAUACUGGUUAUGGAGAGUUCGGAAUGCCACCAGAAUUGAUGAUAAGAAGACCCAAGAGGAAGAAGUUUUUGCCAGGAUCCAAUACAUGGGUAUAAGAUCCUCUAUAGUAUUUAUCCUCAUGAGCUUAUUACGUUUUGAAAUUUUAUAGGGUGCGGCUACAUGCCUUUUUUUGUGUGAUUUGGGACUAAUUGUAUAGCCCACAGGUCUAUGGUAUAUCCCAUGUUGGGAUAGCCCCAUUUUUGUCCCCCACUUUUUUGCCUCACUUGUACAGAAACUCUUUUGGAUGAUAUAUAUAAUUACCCUUUAUCCAAAA